AUGUCUGAGGAACCGCGUCGAUCGGGCCGUGCGACGAAAGGCCAACACACCAAAAACCACGAUUCGGAAACCCCCGCUCCCGCCACCAAGCGACGAGGCAGCAAGAAAUCCGCGAAAGCGUCGCAAGAACCCGAGGAUGCGGAGCCCGAAGAAGAGGAACAGGACGCGAUCGUGCGCUGCGUGUGUGGCGCGACCGACGAUGAAGGCGGCUACACGAUGAUCUGCUGCGACAAUUGCGAGGCAUGGCAGCACAAUUCCUGUAUGGGCCUGCCGGAAGACCAAAGUCUUUGUCCGGAUACGUAUUACUGCGAGCAAUGCCGUCCCGACGAUCACAAGGAGCUCCUCGAUCUCAUGGCUCGUGGGGAGCGGAUCAUUCCGCCGGCCGAGCGGAAGAAAGGGAAACGCAGGUCGCGAGGAGGGAGGAAGGGGAAGGAUGACUCGCAAGCCCCGAGUGAAGUCGAGUCGCCUUCUGUGAACAAGUCGCAGACGGCCAAGGCGGUUGCGGAUGUUGCGCCGAAGCGGAAACCUGGCGUGGUCGAUAGUCCCGUACAAUCUGCAGUGCGUACCAACCAAGUUAUCUCCAACCAGCCCAUAGACUCAUCGGGUUCGCAGCCUCCCACGGCAGUGCCGGCGGACACCAAGACCGCUGUCCAGGACAAAAAAUCUCCCAUUCAGGCGAAGCGCCGUGCCUCUGCCCUCAAUGCCGCGGAGAAUGGCACCAGCAAACGGCGAAAGUCCGCAGUCGAAGUAACCGAGUCCGCGGAUCCAAACAACGUACCAGUCGCGAGCGGUCUCGAUAAACUGAGCGACGAGCGGAAGAAGGUGGCUUCAGUUCUCCAUCGGGACCUUUCGGAUCUCAUCCGCAAAGCUUCCAAGGACGGCUACCGCAUUCCCGACGGCGAGACGGCCGAUAGCGUUGGUGAACGGUUUGCCGUGGAAAUCGAGUAUGCUCUCUACGGCAAGAAAUUGCAAGGCCAAGAUACGUUCUACGGCGAGCAGUUCCGCUCCAUCCGGUUCAAUAUCAAGAAGAAUCACACCCUGUUUCAGCGGUUACUACAAGGAGAGAUGAGCCCCAUGGAACUGGCGGACAUGUCGUCGGAUGACAUGGCCAGCGAGGACUUGCAGAAAGAGAUGCGGGCGAUGAAAGACGAGGCUGAUAAGCAGGCCACUUUGGUUCAAGACGAUCGCCCGAGGAUCCGCAAGACCCACAAAGGUGAAGAGAUCAUUGAAGAUGACAACGCGGACCGCGGUGACGAAACACUUCCGCCGUCAGCUCCAGUGCGAAGACGACCAGACGAGGAUCAGGAUAUGAAGGAUAUCAGCGAUGACCAUGACGACGCCUCCAAUACCGUAGAACUGCCUGAUGAUGCUGUUCAACCUCAGCUCGCGGCUCUCCAGACUGCUCCAGGUCCACAGGAUACCCCUCCUUCUGCCCACCGGUCGUCGUUCGAUGUCGGGGCGGUCUGGUCGUCAGUGCACUCUCCCAAGCAAGGGCAAGGCCAAUUUCGCAAGCAAUCUGUUCAACGACCAUCGAAGACACCCGGGCAAGAACCCACUCCUACCAGCCAAGUCGAGGACCCCGAUGUGGACCGCCUACUCAAGGACGAUGAGGGCGAAGAGUCCGGUUUCGACGAGGUAGCCGCGAUCGCGACGAGAGACCCAUCUGUCGCGUUCUUCCGAGAGUUCAAGCAUGGCACUGAUGUCAAGUUCUUCGGCCUCGCACGCCACGUCGCCGGCGCGAACGUGCUGCAGAUGUUCCCGGAGAAGGACAUCGUCCCCGCCCCGGUUUCCAUCGUCGGCCGCAUGGGCGUCAAAGACGGCGACGACUACUUCUACCACCUCUCCUCCUCCCACACCACCGACAUCUCCAUCUACAGCCUCGCCCCCGGUCCCCGCGACACCGAUCGCCACUGGUACGACUACGUCUUCCGCUACUUCACCGACCGCCACCGCUGGGGCGUCGUCGCCGAUGACUCCUUCCACCCCCCCGUCAACGACAUGUACCUCAUCCCCCUCCCCGCCGGCCCCGCCCCCCUUCCCCGCCUCUUCCAAACCCUCAACCUCAACCGCCUCCCCUCCCCCCGCCCCGAACCCACCCUUCUCCUCGCCAUCGCUGUCCACACCGCCAAACCCCUCGGCCUGCCCCCAGGCGACCCAGCCCUCCUCGCCCCCGUCACCGACUCCUCCUACCCCCCCGGCACCGGCACCUUCGCCCCCGGCGACGUACCCGCGCCCGCGCACCCCGCGUUCCCCCCGCUGGCCGCGGAGAUCCUGGCGCCGUUCCUCGAUGCGCCGGUCGUGAGGCAGCUGGCGCCGAAGUUGCAUGAGAUGGCGCGCGAGCAGCUGAUGAAUCUGCGGCAUGUGCUGGAGCAACGGCCGGAUUUGCGGGAGGAUAUGGUGGUGUUGACGAAUUAUAUUAAGAGUGCGAAUGCGGGGAGCGCGUAG
Eremomyces bilateralis CBS 781.70 is the source of this 2445-nucleotide messenger RNA. RefSeq lists its product as uncharacterized. The transcript is spliced from 2 exons. Gene Ontology annotation, molecular function: RNA polymerase II transcription regulatory region sequence-specific DNA binding. Lineage: Eukaryota; Fungi; Ascomycota; Dothideomycetes; Eremomycetales; Eremomycetaceae. The coding region runs from base 1 to 2445 and encodes 814 amino acids. The record is from RefSeq and is a predicted model, not a curated record. Gene Ontology annotation, cellular component: nucleus. Gene Ontology annotation, biological process: transcription elongation by RNA polymerase II; transcription antitermination; transcription elongation by RNA polymerase I.